UAAAAAUUGCAAAUUUAUUAGUUUUUCAGUCAUUAUAUUAAAUUCUGUAUGACUGAAAUGUGUAGGAACCUUCCAUAAAUUUUCAUUGACUUCUAUAUUUCCCGGUGAUCGUUUCAUUUUCAUUCUCUUCUCUCCCUCUCCUCUCCUCUCCUCUCCUCUCCUUCUCUUGUUUAUACGCUUAAGCUGCGUUUUUCUCCGCCGGUGUUCCAGAUGAGUUGAAGCCACUUGGGUGCUCGCGGAUUUGCUCAAAGGAACCUUCUUGACACUUGGACUAAAAGCACAGAUGUUUGGAUAUGUCAUUCUCAUACAAGUAAACUCGUUGGGGUGAUUAUCAAUCUGAAGUUAGUUUGGAGUUUUUUUUGUUCAAAUGGCUGAUAUUCAAGAGAGGUUCUCAGUCUCUUCGUCUUCAUCCUCGUCAUCAGCGUCUCUACCGCGAUCAACAGUGCCUAUAGAUGAAGAAGUGUGGAUGAUUGCUGAGGAAAGGGUUCAGGAGAUAUUAUGUGUCAUACAACCAAUCUAUCUUUCAGACAGAAGUAGGAAUGAGAUCAUCGAUUAUUUCCAGACUCUUAUCAAGGAUCGUUUUGGAAUUGAGGUCUUUUUAUUUGGUUCCGUGCCGCUAAAAACCUAUCUCCCAGAUGGAGAUAUUGAUCUGACAGUCCUAACUCCUCAUGAUAAGGAGGAGGACUUUGCCAAAGCAUUGUGUAGUAUGCUUAGAACUGAAGGGGGAGAUUCCCGUUUCCAAGUAACUGGUGUUCAGUAUAUCCCAGCGCAGGUCAAGGUCAUCAAAUGCAAUAUCAGGAACAUUGCUGUGGAUAUCUCCUUUAAUCAAAUGGCGGGACUGUGCGCUUUAUGUUUUCUGGAGCAGGUUGACCAAACUCUUGGAAGAGACCAUCUGUUCAAACGUAGCAUCAUUUUGGUUAAGGCCUGGUGCUAUUAUGAAAGCCGUCUUCUCGGUGCCAACACUGGAUUGAUCUCAACAUAUGCAUUGGCAGUACUCGUCUUGUACAUCAUCAACAUGUCAUAUUCAUCAUUGUCUGGCCCUUUAGCAGUACUGUACAAGUUCUUGGAUUACUAUGCAUCAUUUGAUUGGAAAAAUUACUGUAUCACGGUCACUGGUCCGGUCCCGAUAUCAUCUCUUCCAGAUUUUAAGGAAACCGGAGAUCAUGAAGUAGUCCUAAAUGAGAAGUUCUUCAGAGAAUGCGUGGAGUCAUAUUCGGUUCAAACUAAAGUUGUCGAAGCCAACACGCAAUAUUUUCCUGUAAAAUCUUUCAACAUAAUGGAUCCUCUGAAACGCAGUAACAACCUUGGACGUAGUGUGACAUCAGGAAAUAUGCCACGUCUAAGACAUGCUUUUUCUCUGGGAGUUCAAAAGCUUAGAAAAGUACUUACAGUACCUGGAGAAUCCGUGGGUUGGGAACUGGAGAAGUUCUUUGCGAAUUCACUGGAUAGGAACGGUAAGGGACAGAGACAAGACGCAGAAGAACCUAUUUACGCUUUUGGGACUGGAAGAGCAGAGUUGUCUGAUCUCAGAGGAGAUUUUGAAGGAAACUUCAGAAGUCUUGUAUACGGGAAGUGGUUUCACGGUGAGACAACUCAGCAUAGCUGGAUCCCCCAGGGUCAAGAAACGAGUUCUUGGGACAAUGUCCAAUGGUAUGUGACGGGGGAAAAUAAUGAUUUAUAUUGGAGUAAUGAAGAUGGAUCAAACUCGAUGCAGAACAUGCGGAAAUCAAGAGGAACGGGCACUUACAUUCCUGAAAUGAGUCAACAAUCCUACACUGAUAGGUUCAGUAGCAACCCAGGCACAGUGAACUCAGCAUAUCAGACUCAACAAUCUUACACUGACAGGUUCAAUGGCACAGUGAACUCAGCAUCUCAGACUCAACAAUCUUACCUAGGCAGGUUCAGUGGCACAGUGAACUCAGCAUCUCAGACUCAACAAUCUUACACAGGCAGGUUGAGUGGCACAGUGAACUCAGCAUCUCAGACUCAACAAUCUUACACAGGCAGGUUCAAUGGCACAGUGAACUCAGCAUCUCAGACUCAACAAUCUUACACAGGCAGGUUCAAUGGCACAGUGAACUCAGCAUCUCAGAAUCAACAAUCUUACACAGGCAGGUUCAAUGGCACAGUGAACUCAGCAUCUCAGAAUCAACAAUCUUACACAGGCAGGUUCAGUGGCACAGUGAACUCAGCAUCUCAGACUCAACUGUACAAACAGAAUCCUUGAAUUGGUCCGUUUGCUAAAACCUUUUUCAUCAUAACUCCCUAGGCUUUUUGUCUCACAUAGCUACCAACAGCAAACUAUGGCAAAGAGUUUUUCUAUUUUCUAAUUUUUUUUUUAAUGGUGGUAAAUGGGAAAGUCCCAGACUUUGAAGCAGAUGCUUCAUUUUAGGAUUCAUUAGGAUUUUAAUUCUGUUGACCCGUAACUCAUUCUGAGGUCUCUCUUAAUUCGUUGAACAGAAAGAUGAUAAAUCUGAUUAGCUCUUUACAGA
Messenger RNA from Capsella rubella, 2492 nucleotides. RefSeq lists its product as uncharacterized. Lineage: Eukaryota; Viridiplantae; Streptophyta; Magnoliopsida; Brassicales; Brassicaceae. Bases 368 to 2227 code for a protein of 619 amino acids. The record is from RefSeq and is a predicted model, not a curated record. The transcript has 10 exons. Gene Ontology annotation, molecular function: nucleotidyltransferase activity.